Molecule: messenger RNA, 3521 nt
Organism: Chelmon rostratus (copperband butterflyfish)
Lineage: Eukaryota; Metazoa; Chordata; Actinopteri; Chaetodontiformes; Chaetodontidae
Gene: gpsm2
Product: G protein signaling modulator 2
Exons: 16
Coding region: 452-2452 (666 amino acids)
Molecular function (GO): protein binding; GTPase regulator activity
Source: RefSeq, a predicted model, not a curated record
CUUAUUUUCUUUUAGACGGACAUAUGUUUUUAUUUUUUGAGAGAGUAAAAAAACAAAAAGAAGAGGAGAAGUCACCAUUGUUCGAACUGGAUCGUCUAACGCUUUCCAGAUAUCCUGUUCCUGUGAGGAAGAGCUACCGAGGGCAGCUGACGAGAUUGAGGUGCGGUGACGCAAAACACACAGUAUACGAAAGCAGCCGUGUGGACUACCACUCAGGACUCUGCAUCUCUGUCUAACACUCAUGAGGUUACCUUCCCUUGUCAGCAUUCAGCAGACGGACAGUUGCAGACUUGACCACGUUGGGUGACUUUUUUUGCUUGGUUUACCUCCUCGCGCCCAACUCCCUUCAACCAAAGGUUUUUUUUGUUUUCUGUCUUGUUGGCUCUUGUUUUUAAACGCAACCAUUUUUUCGGGAACGAGGCUGGGAUUUUCCCUCAUAUUAUGCACGUCAAUGGAUACCAGUGGCUCACUGGUUAGCACGCAAGCUGAGGAGCAGUCCUUUCAUGUCCGCUACAGGAUGGAGGUCUCCUGCCUGGAGCUUGCAUUGGAGGGUGAGCGCCUUUGUAAGGUGGGCGACUACAGAGCAGGCGUCUCCUUCUUUGAAGCUGCCAUCCAGGUGGGCACGGAGGACCUGCAGGUGCUCAGUGCCAUCUACAGCCAGCUGGGCAAUGCCUACUUCCACCUGCAUGACUACGCUAAGGCCCUGGAGUUCCACCGGCAUGAUCUCACCUUGACCAGAACAAUUGGUGACCUGCUUGGAGAAGCUAAAGCCAGUGGGAACCUUGGCAACACAUUAAAGGUGCUGGGGCGGUUUGACGAGGCUGUGGUUUGCUGUCAGAGGCACUUGGACAUAGCAAGAGACAUUAGUGACAAGGUGGGUCAGGCGCGAGCUCUGUAUAACUUUGGGAACGUGUACCAUGCCAAAGGCAAAAGUAUCUGCUGGAGUGGAGCUGAGCCUGGAGAUUUCCCAGAGGAGGUCAUGAUGGCACUGAGGAAGGCAGCAGAGUACUAUGAGGCAAACUUGUCGUUAGUGAAGGAGCUUGGGGAUCGUGCUGCUCAGGGUCGAACCUGCGGCAACCUCGGCAACACACACUACUUGUUGGGAAACUUUCGCAAAGCUGUAGCUUCUCACGAGCAGCGCUUGUUCAUAGCGAGGGAAUUUGGCGACCGCUCAGCAGAGAGACGAGCUUACUGCAACCUGGGGAACGCCUAUAUCUUUUUGGGGGAAUUUGAAGUGGCAGCUGAACAUUACAAGAGGACACUGCAGCUGGCGAGGCAGUUGAAGGACCGAGCCGUGGAGGCCCAGGCCUGCUACAGUCUGGGCAACACCUACACGCUUCUCCAGGAUUAUGAGAGAGCGAUAGACUACCACCUCAAACACCUCAUCAUAGCCCAGGACCUCAACGACAGGAUUGGGGAGGGACGUGCAUGCUGGAGUCUUGGAAAUGCUCACACUGCACUUGGGAACCAUGACCAAGCCAUGCACUUUGCUGAGAAACAUCUGGGGAUCUGCAAAGAGACUGGAGACCGGAGCGGGGAGCUGACGGCUCGUAUGAACGUCUCUGAUCUCCAGAUGGUUCUGGGUCUGAGUUAUAGCACAAAUAACUCCACCCUAUCAGAGAACAAGGAGAUAGAUUACAACUUGCAUGGAGCGAGGCCCAGGAUGAGCAGAAGACACAGCAUGGAGAACCUGGAACUGAUGAAACUCACUCCAGACAAGAUGAAUGGUCAGAAGUGGAACAGUGACAUCCUGACUAAACAGUCCAAACCGUCCCUCGCUAAGAGCUCCUCCAAGCUGUUCUUUGUCAGCCGUCUGCGUGGGAAAAAGUACAAGGCUGGUGGCUCCAGUAAGGUCCUCCAGGACACCAGCAACACCCUGGACACCAGCCAGGUGCCUGCACAGGGACCACAGAAGCGCCUCAGUCCUGACAUGCUCGGAGACGAGGGCUUCUUUGACCUGCUGAGCCGUUUCCAAAGCAACCGUAUGGAUGACCAGCGCUGUUCAAUUCAGGAUAAGGGCAGCAGGUUAUCACUGAACAGUGGUCCAGAGUCGCCUCCUAGAGCCAUCAGGAAAUCUGUGUCAGAGUCUGGCAACGUCUCGGGCGUCCACGGCCGCCGGUUAGAGGAGUCGUCAGCAGCAGCAGGAGGAAGCCUCCCCGGCCUCAGGCUGCAUCAGAACAGCAACCAGGCCGUGCUCAGCCACCUGAUGGCCAACGCUGACAAUGCCGAGCCUGACGACGACUUCUUCGAUAUGCUUGUCAAGUGCCAGGGGUCCCGCUUGGAUGACCAGCGCUGCGCCCCUCCCCCUCCUCCGGUCCGAGGCCCGACUGUACCAGACGAGGACUUCUUCAGCCUCAUCAUGCGCUCUCAGGCCAAACGAAUGGACGAGCAACGCGUCACCCUGCCUUCUGCAACAAACAGUACAGCCAGACCCAGCGCCGGCUCCAACUGAACGAAGUACUUAAGGGACAGCCAGGUUUUGUUUGUCUUCUAUCUCAUGAAGGUGUGGACAGCAUUAUAACUGACCAGUGAGUGGUCACUCAGAGGAAAGCCUCAUGUCUCUUUACAUUAGUCCUUUUGGACAAAACAAAGCACUGUCAGCAUUGUAUGUAGUAUACUUUAUGGAAAAAAAAUCUCAAAUUAGCCCGGACUUGUUUUGUAAAACACAGACAAACUGUCAGUAGUAUCAGGGACAAAAGUGUUGUUUUCUUUUUUAAUCCUUGUUUGUCAUUAUUCUGUCCUCCUACAAAUUUCAUUUCACCUUAUGUGUGUUUUUAAAUACACAACUGCAGUUAUGUUUGUAUUUAUUGUCCUUUUUAUGGUUGUUCUGAUUCUGAUAACUGCCGUCCCACCACUCUGAAGUGAUGUGGUUGAUGUGAGUCAGUGUGGACACAGAGGUACAGCACUCUUUUCAUGUGUUUUGUUUAUAUGUGAGGCUUUUUGGGGGCGGGCGGGGGUUAAAAGUUUCAUUAGGCAAAGGGAAAGGUAUUUUAAGCUAACUGAUAAAAGAAUGAAUUUAACCUGUGUACAGCCUUUAUGCUUUUUUGUACUAAAUGUUUCAGUGAGGUCGGAGGAAUAAAGCCUCAUUUGUGUAACCAUCUUGCUUUGACUUUAAAAUGCUCAGUGUAAACUGUUCAUUUUAACAAAGCACAAAAGCAGAUGCAGCUUGUGUAAAAGACACUUUAUUGAACGUACCAGCAGUCAGACUUGGGAUUAAUUUAAGUCACUUUUAAAAACAAGAAUUAGAAAGGCUUAAUGCAAGAGCCACUAGCAUUUCAAAAACAUACUAAUAACUGUACAUACAUAUUAAACACAACUGAAAUAAAUACAUCUAUGUACGUAUUAGUUUGGCCUUAUUUGUUAAAACAAUAUAUACUAUACAUGAACAUAAAAACUUAAAUAUGCAUCUCUGUAAGUAAAUCAAUAUUAGAGGACAAUGUUAAUUGACAAAGUGCGCAUGUAAAAUACAAGAAAAGAAUACAAUGCAUAUGCCCCAAAUACUGAUACUAAAUAAAUAUCAA